This is a messenger RNA of Rhodamnia argentea, 1115 nucleotides long. RefSeq names its product endo-1,3;1,4-beta-D-glucanase-like. The coding region runs from base 106 to 825 and encodes 239 amino acids. Lineage: Eukaryota; Viridiplantae; Streptophyta; Magnoliopsida; Myrtales; Myrtaceae. The record is from RefSeq and is a predicted model, not a curated record. Gene Ontology annotation, molecular function: hydrolase activity. The transcript is spliced from 8 exons.
CUUCUUCUCGUUUCUUCACUCGCUCCCUGCUUCUCUUCUUCUCCUGCACCUUCUCCCCUCGUGAAUCGUCGAUCAUCCGCGUGAAGGAAGUUCUCAUUCACAGCAAUGUCUGGUCCCCAGUGCUGCGAAAACCCUCCGACCCUCAACCCGAGCGGCGGAGCGGGACACGUGGAGCAACUGGGUGGCCUCAACGCCUACGUCGUCGGCUCGCCGGAUUCCAAGGUCGCGACCCUUCUCGUCUCCGACAUCUUCGGGUAUGAAGCUCCGAAUUUGAGGAAACUUGCAGACAAAGUUGCAGCUGCUGGUUUCUAUGUUGUUGUUCCUGACUAUUUCAAAGGGGAUCCUUAUGCACCUGAGAAUCCUGAGAGGCCCAUAGGAGUUUGGAUAAAAGAUCAUGGAGCUGAUAAAGGAUUUGAAGAGACAAAACCAGUUAUUCAAGCUCUGAAAAGUAAAGGCAUAUCUAAGAUAGGGGCAGCAGGCUUCUGCUGGGGUGCUAAGGUUGUGGUUGAGUUAGCCAAGUGCGAGCUUAUCCAAGCUGCAGUGCUGUUACAUCCUUCAUUUGUCACUCUUGAUGAUAUCAAAGGAGUCAAGGUUCCUAUUGCUGUGCUAGGAGCUGAGAUGGAUCAUAUGUCUCCACCAGAACUUCUCAAACAGUUUGAAGAGGUGCUUGCGGCUAAGUCCGAGGUUGAUGGAUUCGUGAAGAUCUUUCCCAAAGUUUCUCAUGGAUGGACAGUGAGAUACAAGGUUGAAGAUGACGCUGCAGUGAAGUCUGCAGAGGAGGCUCAUUUAGGCAUGAUACAUUGGCUUGUGAAGUUUGUCAAGUAAGAAACCACAUCACACCUUUUAAUAAAUUGGAAGUAGGACGUGAUAUCUAGUAUGAAAUUGUCAGGCACUAUAUUUCUCGUGUCUCAGUUUAUCUAUGUGGUGUAAUGUGGAAGAGCCGGUAAUAAUAAAGUUAGAUCCGGAGUUCCUACAUAUUUUUGUCGUCAGUGUAAGAGCUCUUGUAUAAGCAUCCGGCCUUUAUAUUCCCUGUUCAGAUGUACGAUCUUGAAUUCUUAGCCCCACUGUCCUCAUUGUGCGAAGAUGAGUGGUUAAAGAGUGAUAUUCAUGUUGGA